Phytophthora infestans T30-4 is the source of this 1448-nucleotide messenger RNA. Its product is annotated as glutaredoxin, putative. Lineage: Eukaryota; Oomycota; Peronosporomycetes; Peronosporales; Peronosporaceae. The coding region runs from base 18 to 1364 and encodes 448 amino acids. The record is from RefSeq and is a predicted model, not a curated record. The transcript has a single exon.
CUCGAGCCCAAGCGACAAUGGCGGCGGUGACUGGCAGUGUGGUAAGCGUUCAGAGUGUGGCGCAGUUCGACGAGGCAACGGCGCGCGAGUCGACGCUAUCCGUGAGUUUCUUCUGGGCCGAAUUUCACGAGGCCUGCCGUCCCAAUGGACAGCUGGACGUGGUGGUGCGCCAGCUCGCGACUCUGCACCCUCGCAUCCGCUUCCUCAAGGUGGCGGCCGAGGAGAUUCCGGAGCUCUCGGAGCGUUUUCAGAUCGCCGUAGUGCCCACUUUCGUCGUCGCACAGGGUCGCGCCGUGCUGGACAAACUCGAGGGCGCCAAUGUGGCCGAACUGGCCAAGCGCGUGGAUGUUCUGAGCAAGAGCGUGGCCAAGAGCAGCUCCACAUCCGCGUCCACAGCCGAGGACGCCCCGAAACCGCUGGAUGACGCGCUCGAAUACCGUCUCAAGAAGCUCAUCAGCGCGUCACCCGUCAUGCUCUUCAUGAAGGGCAAUCCGACGGAGCCCAAGUGCGGCUUUAGUCGACAGAUGGUGGCGCUGUUGAACGAAGAAAAGAUCCAAUUCGGCACCUUUGACAUCCUCAAUGACGACGAAGUGCGUCAAGGACUCAAGCAGUUUUCCAACUGGCCCACUUACCCUCAGCUCUAUGUGAAUGGCUCGCUCAUUGGCGGACUGGACAUCGUCAAGGAGAUGAAGUCCGAGGGAUCCAUCGUCGAGCAACUAGGACUCACGAAGAACGUCGAGGAGGCUGAAGCUGCCUUCCAAGAGAGUCUCCGUGCACUCGUCAACUCCGCUCCAGUGCUGCUCUUCAUGAAAGGCCAUCCGUCCGAGCCCAAAUGCGGCUUUAGCAAGAAGACAGUCAAGCUCCUACGUGACCACCAGAUUGGCUUCAGUUCGUUCGACAUCUUGAGUGACGAGCAGGUGCGUCAAGGUCUUAAGAAGUUCUCCAACUGGCCUACGUACCCGCAGCUGUACGUCAAGGGCAAACUCGUUGGUGGGCUGGAUAUCCUGAACGAGAUGGCGGAGGACGGCGACCUCAGUGAACAGCUUGGCGUGGAGAAGAAGGCCAAGAAGGAGAACAAAUACGAACAGCUAAUCAACCGCGCUCGCGUCAUGAUCUUCAUCAAGGGAACGCCCCAGCAGCCGCAGUGUGGCUUCAGUCGCAAGCUCGUGGACAUCCUGGACGCCGAGGGCUUCAAGUACGACUACUUUGACAUCCUCACGGACGACAGCGUGCGUCAGGGACUGAAGGAGCACUCGAACUGGCCCACGUUCCCGCAGCUUUACGUCAAUGGCGAGUUGAUCGGCGGACUGGACAUCGUGCAGCAGCUGCAGGAGGACGGAGAACUCGCCGAGCUCAAGGAGUAGACGACCAGGUCAUCCUUCGCGUAAAACGAAUACAGAAAAUCAUUUCUCUUAUCCUGCAUGUGUAUGCUGGGUUUGAUGGUUUAA